UUGGCAGGUUUUGCCACACCCCUGAGCAAUGGGAGGGCUGGAACUGGGGCAGGCCAGGCCAGAGGAAGCAGUGCUGCCCUGCCCUUGACCCCCACCCCCAAAGCCCAACCUACCCUCAGUUACCUUUUCUACCUGGGCUGGAGACUUCCUCAGUCUGUCACUAUGGGCGUGCUGGUCACCAUGACAACAGAGACAGGCCCCGAUUCUGAGGUGAAGAAGGCUCAGGAGGAGACUCCACAGCAGCCUGAGGCUGCUGCAGCUGUGACCACCCCGGUGACCCCCGCAGGCCACAGCCACCCAGAGGCCAACUCCAAUGAGAAACAUCUGCCCCAGCAGGAUACGAGGCCUGCUGAACAGAGCCUAGACAUGGAGGACAAGGACUACUGUGAGGCCGAUGGCCUGUCGGAAAGGACCACGCCCAGUAAGGCCCAGAAGUCGCCCCAGAAGAUUGCCAAGAAGUUCAAGAGCGCCAUCUGCCGAGUCACUCUGCUCGAUGCCUCUGAGUACGAGUGUGAGGUGGAGAAGCACGGCCGGGGCCAGGUGCUGUUUGACCUGGUCUGUGAGCACCUCAACCUCCUGGAGAAGGACUACUUCGGUCUGACCUUCUGUGAUGCUGACAGCCAGAAGAAUUGGCUGGACCCCUCCAAGGAAAUCAAGAAGCAGAUUCGGAGCAGCCCCUGGAAUUUUGCCUUCACAGUCAAGUUCUAUCCUCCUGACCCGGCCCAGCUGACAGAAGACAUCACAAGGUAUUACCUAUGCCUGCAGCUGAGGGCAGAUAUCAUCACAGGCCGGCUGCCCUGCUCCUUUGUCACGCAUGCCCUGCUGGGCUCCUAUGCUGUGCAGGCUGAGCUGGGUGACUAUGAUGCAGAGGAACACAUGGGCAACUAUGUCAGUGAGCUCCGCUUCGCCCCAAACCAGACCCGGGAGCUGGAGGAGCGGAUCAUGGAGCUGCACAAGACAUACAGGGGCAUGACCCCGGGAGAGGCAGAGAUCCACUUCCUGGAGAACGCCAAGAAGCUUUCCAUGUAUGGGGUUGAUUUGCACCACGCUAAGGACUCUGAGGGCAUCGAUAUCAUGCUAGGUGUCUGUGCCAACGGCCUGCUCAUCUACCGGGACCGCCUGAGAAUCAACCGCUUUGCCUGGCCCAAGAUUCUCAAGAUCUCCUACAAGAGGAGUAACUUCUACAUCAAGAUCCGGCCUGGGGAGUAUGAGCAGUUUGAGAGCACCAUUGGCUUCAAGCUCCCCAACCACCGCUCAGCCAAGCGGCUCUGGAAGGUCUGCAUUGAGCACCACACAUUCUUCCGGCUGGUGUCCCCAGAGCCCCCACCCAAGGGCUUUCUGGUGAUGGGCUCCAAGUUCCGGUACAGUGGGAGGACCCAGGCACAGACCCGCCAAGCCAGUGCCCUCAUCGACCGGCCUGCACCCUUCUUUGAGCGUUCCUCCAGCAAGCGAUAUACUAUGUCCCGCAGCCUUGAUGGAGCGGAGUUCUCCCGCCCCGCCUCAGUCAGUGAGAAUCACGACGUGGGGCCUGACGGUGACAAGCGGGAAGAUGAUGCUGAGUCAGGGGGACGGCGAUCAGAGGCCGAAGAAGGAGAGGUCAGGACCCCCACCAAGAUCAAGGAGCUGAAGCCGGAGCAGGAAACCACGCCAAGACACAAGCAGGAGUUCUUGGACAAGCCAGAGGAUGUCCUGUUGAAGCACCAGGCCAGCAUCAAUGAGCUCAAGAGGACCCUGAAGGAGCCCAACAGCAAACUGAUCCACCGGGAUCGAGAUUGGGAGCGGGAGCGCAGGCUGCCCUCGUCGCCCGCCUCCCCCUCCCCAAAGGGCACCCCUGAGAAAGCCAGUGAGGCCCAGAGGACCCAGGACUCUUCUCAGCAGGACUUGGUACCUGGAACAGCAGCAGGCUUGGAAGUGUUCACUCAGAAAAGCCUCGCAGCAUCUCCUGAGGGCUCAGAGCACUGGGUAUUUAUAGAAAGAGUAUACACUAGGCCAGAAGAACUUGGCCUCCUAACAAUGGCCACCACACAACGGGAAGGAAGUGAGGCAGGCCUCGCUGAGAUCCUUGCUGAUGGCAGACUCUCCAAGGUAGACAUUCUGGUGGACAAGUUCAAAGUUGAAGUGGCCACAGAAGAAACAGUGGGAGUCGGAAGAGCAAGUACUCAUCAGCAAGGGAAGAUGAUUGCAAGUCCAGGAGAGUUUGAGACAAUGAGAGAGGAAGGCCCAUGUGUCAAGGGAGGUACCCGAGAGACCGCUCGAGCUGCAGGCUACGCAUCAGCAGACAAGCUUCCUGAGGGCUCCAAGCCCAAGAUCAGGAGCCACCGCGUCUCAGAUGGUCAGCUAGAGAGCCCAGCAGAGCCUACUAAGGGGCUGGAGGGGCUCCAGACUUGGGGAAGACCUACAGCUCCAGGAACUGGGCCACUGCAGGCAGAAGUUCUUUCUCCUGCAUCAGACAAAGGACUCCAGUCUUUCCUGUUAGAUCCAGCCCAGGCAGAAGCCAGAGCCGACUCCAGCGAUGAAACUGAUACCUCCUUCGCAGAGAGGAGCUUCUACCUAAACUAUGGAGAGAAAGACGCUGAAGAAGUUCUCCCUCUACCCUCAGAGGACAGAGAAGAGCACCUGCAUGCCCCUCCUGGAGAUGGGACCUGGUUGGAGCUGGCAGGCGAGCACACGGAGCACUGGGAGCUGAAAUCCUCAGCCCCAAGGGGUUCUGCCCCAGGUUCCAGCUGGAAUAAAGAUGAAGCCCAUAUGACUUCCUCCGAGGAAGAAAGCUGGUCCUCCAGGGACCGUGGGAGGCCUGGUGACCUACAGGAAGCUGUUGUGGGGCAGAUUUUUGCAGAGGCCUGGGAAAGAGCAAGGCUGGAAGGAGAGCUGACCUACCCAAUGGCCAGGGCAGCUGAAGAUGAAGAGGCCCCCAUGAGUAUAGACCGGAUGGAAGAGACUGAGAGAAGUCCCCCAGCAAGACAGAAGCACCCCCCUGGUGGAGGAGGAGGGGUGCACCUAGAUGCCCAGGCCUGUGCCCUUCUGAGGACCAUUCCUCCUCAUGUUAGGAAACCAGUCAGGCGAGACCAAAGCAACUUUCUGCCCAACGAGAAGAGGACAGUUUCCGCUCAGGCUGUAGAACCCAUGGCAGAGGACAGGGAGGCAAUCAUCCCGCUGCCAGCCUCCUCUGGUCACAUUGAUGUUCUGGCAGCUGUGAAGGACACUUCCCAAAGCCCAGUCUCUCCUGGGUCAGGGAAGCCUUCAGAGUUUGGGGAUCCUUUUGGAGAUCAGUUCCCCAUAAUUUGCAAACAUAUCCAUCUUUCUGAAGAGAGCCCUAUGCCCAAGGACACACGAGGUGAACGCAAAGCACCUCCAGUUGCCAGCAAGAAGCCCAGAGUUGUCCCUGAAGGAACUGAGGGGCCUGCAGUUCCGGGGUUUGUGUUCCCUUCAGGAAAGCAAAAGGAGACUUCCCUCCAGGCUGGGGACCAAGGGGAUUCCCAGGAAGAUAUUAGCAAGACCUCAGUGGCUAACAAGAUUCGGAUAUUUGAGACCCAUGGAGUUGAGUCGUGCCGAGCCAGUCAGGGUGAAAUGAGGGCCCUUCCACAUGAGCUGCCUUCGGAGGCUUCCCCAGGGCAGGGAGAACAUCAGAAAAAUAAGCUUCUAGACUCGGGUUUUGUUCAACUCCAGCCCCCUGGGGACUUGGCCAGCUCCAAACUAACGCCUUCUUCUGUUACACCUCUGGCUACCCAGCACUAUGGGGAGGGCUCUUCUGCUACCUCCCACAAGGAAAGAUACACAGAACCAGAGCUCCUGUCCCCUGACUCAGGCUGUGAAACCACGCUGGAGGAAGCUACCGGGAACAAAUCCGGAGAUGCGGGCAGGGAAGAGAAGAGCUUCUUCAGCCGCUUAGCACCAAACACCCCUGGGAAGGGGGGGCGCCUGAGAUUCGCCAGCCCUCCGGGCCCUCAGAGAGCUGGGCUGAGGGAGGGCUCGGAGGAGAAAGUCAAACCACCACGUCCUCGUGCCCCAGAGAGUGACACAGGAGAUGAGGACCAGGACCAGGAGAGGGAUGCGGUCUUCUUGAAGGACAACCACCUGGCCAUCGAACGCAAGUGCUCCAGCAUAACGGUCAGCUCCACAUCCAGCCUGGAGGCUGAGGUGGACUUCACAGUUAUUGGUGACUACCACGGCAGCGCUUUUGAAGACUUCUCCCGAAGCCUCCCCGAGCUCGACCGGGAUAAGAGCGACUCUGAGACCGAAGGCCUGGUGUUCUCCCGGGAUCUCAAGGGGCCCUCCAGUCAAGAGGAUGAGUCUGGGGGCAUCGAAGACAGCCCAGAUCGAGGGGCCUGCUCCACCCCAGAAAUGCCCCAGUUUGAGUCCGUGAAAGCAGAAACCAUGACCGUCAGCAGUCUGGCCAUCAGAAAGAAGAUCGAGCCAGAGGCCAUGCUGCAGAGCCGAGUCUCCGCUGCAGACAGCACCCAGGUUGAUGGGGGUGCCCCCGUGGGGAAAGACUUCAUGGUGACCCCUCCUUGCAUCACCACAGAGACAGUCUCCACCACUAUGGAGAACAGUCUCAAGUCCGGGAAGGGGGCAGCUGCCAUGAUCCCCGGCCCACAGACGGUGGCCACGGAAAUCCGUUCUCUUUCACCGAUCAUCGGGAAAGAUGUCCUCACCAGCACCUACGGCGCCACUGCGGAAACCCUCUCAACCUCCACCACCACCCAUGUCACCAAAACUGUGAAAGGAGGGUUUUCUGAGACAAGGAUCGAGAAGCGAAUCAUCAUUACUGGGGACGAAGAUGUCGAUCAAGACCAGGCCCUGGCUUUGGCGAUCAAGGAAGCCAAACUACAGCAUCCAGACAUGCUGGUAACCAAAGCUGUUGUCUACAGAGAAACAGACCCAUCCCCGGAGGAGAGGGACAAGAAGCCACAGGAAUCCUGACCUCUGUGAAGAGAUGCUGGCAUGUCUGGUCCAACCCAAGCCAGAGAACCAUUAAGAAGGGGCCUUCAUUCUGGAUUCUCCGACAACACCAACAUCCCAGCUGCGACGUACUGUCACUGAUGAGAGACUGGGAAGGGAAAGCAUAUAUAUAUAGAUAUAUAGAGAUAUAGAUAUAUAUAUAGGAAACACCGCGUCCUUGCACUGCUCUGGGGCUGGCGGAGCUGUCAGCUGAUGGCAACAACCGACAUCUGCAGCAACCUUCAUUUCCUUUGCAGACAAAUUGAAUUGGUGGGAAUUUUUUUUCCAGGAAAAUAUGUAACAAUCAUAAUCUCUUGUUCCCUGGCCCCUUUCUCCUGCCAAACUACAAAAGCAGACCAUGAUGAUUGUAGAUGUCCCCUCGAACCUCGGCUGCACACACUCCAGGACGGGCAAGCACCCCGUUUGUUCUUCCCAGCUUCUGUUGCUCCCCCUAAUGUGAAGGAGGAGAAAAAUAAGAUCACGUAGCCAAGCAAGAGAAGUCACAGCCGCAAGACACGCACAGUCCACUGUUUUCCAAGAAAAAAGAAUGGAAGUCUCCCACUGGGAGGAGGAGGGGGAGGACCACUCGAUUGUUAUUUCCGGGUCUUGACACUGGGCUGCGGCAUCCACUCUCUGUCCUUCUGCCCUCCCCACUUCACCCUUGACUUCUGCUCAUCUUGUCUCCAUUUUCUGUCUCAGCUCCCUCCCGCCUCUCUCCCCGACCCUCCUCUUCUGUGUCCUGGUCCGGCCUGAGGGCCACUGCAGAUGACUCUCAUUGGAAGAAAAAGAGACUUCGAGAGCAAAAGGAAGCCAUGGGAAGGGAAGUAGACAUUGUGUUUCCGGUUUCUCAUGAUGGAGGUGCAGCUCAUAGGAGAUUGUAUGACUGUGAUUUUAAGUUAUGUAUAUUACAUGUAACAGGAAACAAAUAUUAAAAUAAACUGUGCUGGUAAGUAUGCAGCUGACAUUUUCAAGUUAUAAUUACCUGACUGUGAUGUAUCCCAAGGUUCCUAGAUCUUGCCAAACUGGCCCAGACGAGGACACUGGACUCUGGGUGUGGCCAGCUCCCAGUAGGGCUGACAGAUUCAGUGUAGUGAAACUGUGUGUGGUGUUUGUAACUGGGUAAUUGGUGGGGAGACUGGGGGGCCCUCCAUGAGAGGUGAAGGUUCGGCCAGAAGGAAACAACACAGAUGUAGUCCCGAACACGCCAGGCCAAGAUGCCUUCUCCCCCAGCAAUAGCUGUCCGGGCCUGGGCUGUGCUCAGUCCUCUGCUGCUGAGGUGAAAGGUUAGUCCUCCUAGCUCUGGGGGGACUUGCCACGGCUUUCAGUCCUCUUUCUGUUUUACUGUGACCAGGGUCUUUGUUUUGGUUUGUAUUCCGCCAUGUCUUGCCCUGCUCUUCACCUCCUCGUCACCGUCAGUUCCUUCUCUUAAGGGAGGUGGUGCCCUGGCUGAGGUAGAAAACAGUCCCUCUUAACCUGGUUUUCUGAAAUGCCCAGCCAGUCUUCCCCCUCUGCCUCUUCCAUCGUGAAUCGUGCUCUUUUUCCUGAGCUAAGGUAGCCAUGAUAAAGAGGCCAUGAACACGGGAAAGGCCACGAUAGGCCUCCUGCAUGAUAGGCCAUACUGCAUUGCCAUAGGCCUCACCUAUCCCAGAACGAUAGCAGGUAUGAGGAAGUGUUGCCUACUGGCUUCAUCUGCCUUAGACUCGGGCUUGUAAGACCUCUGUCAGUCGGUAGCCAAGCUCAGAAAUGGCCUUGAGAUGACAGGAGCCCUUGGGGGAAAACCCGGCCACCAACUUGGCAUUGCACUCUGGCAUAUGCAGACUCCUGGCUUGCUUGCCACGAGCAGUGUCCCUUUCUGAAGGAAAUAUCCUACGGCAAUCCCAUUCCACUCCUAGUCCUGCUAAGGCAGUUCAUACAUUUAUUCAACGAAUGUUUAUGAGUUGCUUGUUUGUGCCAGGCUCUGUUUUUAAGGUGGAAGGAGAAGCAUGUGGUGGGGGAGAGGAACCUGGGAUGCCACCGGACAAACCUGUCCCUAACCAUAGCUGGCUUGUUUCAAAACACGCCUCCACUCCCUCCGUCUGAUCAGACAUUACCUGGAGUGUCUCUCAGGGGGCCCGGGCUAGAUGCGCCCUCUUUGCCUGCUUAUUAGUUAUUCCUACGAUGGACACCUUCCCUACUUACAGGUGCUGGCCUGACACAGGGCAAGAAGCUAGAGCAGCUUUUCUCUGUGGCCGCUGAGAAGUAGAGCCAGGCUUUUUAGACAGCAGAGUCAGCCAUAUGCCCUGGUGCAGGCUGGUAGACCCACUCCACUCCAGUGUGACAAAGCAUUCUCUCUGCUCCGGGAUCUUUGUUCAUUCUUGGUGGAGAAGCCACAGAACCUCCUGCCUGCCCUUUAGAACCUGCAAGCUCCUGCUGUUUCUGAGCCAAGAGCAGGAAUGGCUGUGUCCCCUUGGAAUUGGGCUCAGGCCUCCCCUGCCUCUGCAGGGGCUCCAUGGCCUGCUUGCACUGGACGCACAUACCUCAGAGGGAGGGUCUUUGUUCAGAGGGUUGCACCUGCCCUGAAUGUGGGCUACAGGGCAAGGAGAAAAUGACCCGCUUAGCUUGUGGGGUGUUAGAAUUUAGGGAGAUACUCGCUCCAUGGGUGUUCUGACCUUCUUCCCCCAGAGAGGUGGUCAGCUCCCUGCCCAGGGAGGAGGGGACCUGCAGAGCUCAAAUUUAGGAAACUGUGUCCUCCCGUCCUCCACUCCAUAGAGAAUAAGGAUGUUGUCUUGUCUGUCUUCAGCCUAUUUUUUUUCUUUUUGCCUUUUUUUUUGGUGUGUGUGUGUGUGUGUCUCAUCUCUAUCCAGUAGGCCAGGUAACAGAGUGGGGAAAGUCUCAGAGAGCAGUCAGAGUUCUGGGUGACCGUAUAGAUGCAGCUCCUAACUUACCACGUGACACCGAGCUACUUCAUCCCACCUAACUAAAGGAGUAGGGUAAACUAGUUGCACCUAACUAAAUGAGCAGGGUAAACUAGUUGAUCCCUGAGCCUUUUCCCACUCUGUGUUUCAUGCACCUUUAUUUUCCCGACUUUUGCUUUCUGUGGAUCUGUUCCAUGUGAAGGUACAGGAAGUGCCAGGACCUGUUUCAGUUUUUGAAUCCUGCAAGCACAUACCAAGACUGGCCUGAGAUUGCAUGAGCAACAUCACUCUAAAUAUAUAUAUUUUUUUUUUCAAAAAGCACCUUACCAACCAACUGCAAUGCUGUCGUGUUCCUUUUUAUUCAGUCCCCUCUCUCCUCUCUUGUCCCCACGCUCCCCCACCUCAGUGCUCCGUGCUGUAUGCGUGUGCUCUCUGUUCUUGUAUACUCAAUAAAAGUGAAAUAAAUGUGUUUGAUGCUGAA
Messenger RNA from Myodes glareolus (Bank vole), 8313 nucleotides. NCBI's taxonomy places the organism in Eukaryota, Metazoa, Chordata, Mammalia, Rodentia, Cricetidae. The record is from RefSeq and is a predicted model, not a curated record.